AUGGCCGCCGCAAUCAAAGCCCUCAAUGCGAAGAUCCGCUCAAACAAGUACACCGACUACGUGUGCUCGACCCAUUUCUGGGGCCCUGUUAGCAACUUCGGUAUCCCGAUUGCUGCUAUCGCGGAUAUGAGCAAAGACCCGGAGAUUAUCUCAGGCCGCAUGACCGGCGCCCUAACCCUCUACUCCGCGACUUUCAUGCGCUACGCGCUCGCCGUCUCGCCCGCGAAUUAUUUGUUGUUCGGAUGCCAUGCAAUUAACCUCAGUUCCCAGCUUGUUCAGGGGUACCGGUACCUCAACUACUUCCACUUUGGCGGGAAAGACGCGAAGGCGCUUGCUGGCGAGGUUGGGGGGAAGGUGGAGAGCAUUGCGGAUAAGGCCAAGGCUGCUGUGUCGAAGUAG
This is a messenger RNA of Didymella exigua CBS 183.55, 399 nucleotides long. RefSeq names its product UPF0041 domain-containing protein. Bases 1 to 399 code for a protein of 132 amino acids. The transcript has 3 exons. The record is from RefSeq and is a predicted model, not a curated record. Lineage: Eukaryota; Fungi; Ascomycota; Dothideomycetes; Pleosporales; Didymellaceae. Gene Ontology annotation, cellular component: mitochondrial inner membrane. Gene Ontology annotation, biological process: pyruvate import into mitochondria.